AUGUGGGGCUUAAACAUUUCUGGUGUGGCAAGGCACUUCAUUUGGAGGGCAGGAAAUGAUCUUCUUCCAACUAGGUAUUAUCUGUGUAGAAAGAAAAUUAUUGAUUGUGACACGUGCCCUAUAUGUCUGAAUGGAGCUAAAACAGUUUCUCAAGUUUUGUGGAGUUGCCCUGUAGUUUCUAAUGUAUGGGGGGCGAGGAGAAGUCCACUUCGGCAAUGGUCAAGCUAUGGGGAGAACUUCUUAACACUGUGGGAGGAUCUGUGUAGGGUUUUAAAGAAGGAUCAACUUGAAGUCAUUGUGGUAAUAAUGAGAAGCAUAUGGCACAGGAGAAAUUUGUUCAUCUUUGAAGAAACAUUCUCAGCUCCUCAAAAGGUGUUGAUUACAACUAUGGACAACUUGGAAGAAUUUUAUCAAGUCCAGAUGGGACAAGAGAAGAAGCAACACGGGAGAGUGGUGGAGGAAACAGCUCAAAGCUGGCAGAGACCCGAGAAAGAUUGUUGCAAAGCAAACUUUGAUGCGACAAUUGACUGUAAAAAUCAAACAAUGGGAAUUGGAGUGAUUGUUAGAGAUGGUAAUGGUGAAAUAUUGACUGCUUUGCAUGAACAACGCCAUGGACUAUAUAAAGUUGAUGCACCAGUGUAUGGCUCUUUGGAAGGCCAUGGAGAUGAGCACAGAAUUGGGUUUCAAAAGAGUUUUGUUUGA
Messenger RNA from Juglans microcarpa x Juglans regia, 702 nucleotides. RefSeq lists its product as uncharacterized. The transcript has a single exon. The record is from RefSeq and is a predicted model, not a curated record. Lineage: Eukaryota; Viridiplantae; Streptophyta; Magnoliopsida; Fagales; Juglandaceae. The coding region runs from base 1 to 702 and encodes 233 amino acids.